This is a messenger RNA of Arctia plantaginis, 255 nucleotides long. The record is from the annotation of a GenBank genome assembly. NCBI's taxonomy places the organism in Eukaryota, Metazoa, Arthropoda, Insecta, Lepidoptera, Erebidae.
AUGUCGCUGCAAAAGAGUGUGAAAAGUGGAGGUGGAGAUAGGAGUGACCUAGGUGAUACAACAUCGAUAUGUUCCUCGGUGACGACGCAGCCAGACAGGCACGGCUUCUUUGGAGGUGCUCAAUACAGUCCAGAGCCACAAACUCUCCUAGGAGAAAUAGCUCAUGCCAGGAGACCUGUGGGCCGUCCAAAGCUGAGGUUUAAGGAGAACGUAAAGCGCGAUGUGAUCUCCUUCGACAUCAACUUUUCUAAUUAG